AUGAAUCGCUGCUUGAGAAGUCAUAUUGCUGCUUGGAGACACCUACAAUCACCACCACCACCACCACCACAGAACUCGUCGACUCCAAGUUCUUCAAAAUCAGCCGACUUGUGUACUGCGAUGAUGAUCCAUACACAUAACAGAUCUUCUCAUUUCAAGAGACUUGGAAUUCAUCAGACAUCCUCCUCUAUUACAUCAUCAUCAUCAUCAUCACUACUCAUCAACAAGUACCAUCAUCCUCUCCAUCAUCAUCCUCUCCAUCACCAACAACAACAAGGCUAUCAUUCAAGCCUUUUCAUCAACAAUUUUCCUAAUAGGAACAUUUCAACUCACAUUCAAAAAAACAACUCUCAAGACUCUUUUGCUCCUCCAUCUCCGAUUCAUUCCAUUUUCAAUUUUGAACAACUCGUUCAAAGAAGAGAUGAAAUGAUUGAAAAUAUUAAAUUAAGAGAAUUACAAGAUUCAAUCAAUGUUGAUGAAAUUAUUCAAUUAUAUCAAGAAUAUAUUCAAUUAGAAUCUAAAUGUGAACAUGUUCAAUUCUUGAGAAGAGAAAUUGCAGAAUAUUUGGCAGGAAAAAGAACUUUAGAACAAUUACCAUCUCAAAUUGUUGAACAAUCUCAAAAUCAAUCAGAUUUAACAAAUAAGAAAUCUGAUUUUUGGAAAGACAUUGGAAAACAAUACAAAACACUCAUUCAAUCCUUGGAAAAGGAUAAAACCAAUCGAUUCAAUGCUUUACAAGAAAAGGCUGUUAAAUUACCUAAUUUUACACAUCCACAAGUGAUGAAUUAUUGUAAAGAGAAUUCUAAUCAACCCAGAUUGAUCAAAUAUAUUCAUUCGAAUGAAGAAGAAGAAUUCAACAAGACAACUUUAAAACUUUCACAUUAUGAAAUUUGUGAGAGAUUGAACCUCUUUGAACCAGCCAAUGAAUGUUCAGGUCCAAAAUUCUUCUUUUUAAAGAAUGAAGGAGUUCUCUUAGAGAUUGCACUUCAAAACUUUGCACUUUCUAAACUUUUAAAGAAAGGAUUUAAAAUUGUCAUGCCACCAGAAUUAAUGAAACAACACAUUGUGGAAGGAUGUGGAUUUCAACCACGUGGUGAACAUUCACAAAUUUAUAGAAUUGAAAAUAGUGAUUCCAUGAAUAGUGAUUCCAAUGAUCCCUUAUGUCUUAUUGGAACGAGUGAAAUUGGAUUGGCUGCACUUCAUGCCAAUAAGGUAUUAUUCCUUUCAUCACAACAUCAGCAACAACAACCAUCCGAUCAGCAGCCACAACAUCAGAACCAUGAAAUGUCUUUGAAUGAUGCAACUUUAACCACCAUCACUCCUCCAAAUCAUGGCACCACCACCAACACUAGCACUACCAUCAACAGCACCACCACAUCAUCACCAUUCAUCAAAUAUGCUGGAUUGAGUCAUUGUUUUAGAACUGAAGCUGGUGCUGCUGGUGCUAAAGAUAGAGGUCUCUAUCGUGUUCAUCAAUUCACCAAAGUAGAAAUGUUCAUUUAUUGUACACCUGACAAGAGUGAAGAACUUUUAGAAGAAAUUAUUCAAAUUCAAGAAGAAAUAUUUUCUGAAUUGGGUCUUUGUUUUCAAAUAUUAGACAUGCCAUGUAAUGACUUGGGUAAUCCUGCUCAUAGAAAGAUUGAUAUGGAAGCAUACAUUCCAAGUCGAGGUGGAUUUGGAGAAGUAUCAAGUGCUAGUAAUUGUACAGAUUAUCAAUCAAGAAAAUUGAAUAUAAGAUACAAGGUAGAUUUUGUGAGAUUUAAAUCAUUCUAUCCUCAUACCUUGAAUGGAACUGCAAUUGCUGUACCACGUGCCAUGAUUGCAAUUUUGGAGAAGAAUCAAUUCUAUGAUGAAGAGACUGGUAAAUUGGGUGUCAGAAUUCCAGAGUGCUUGCAUCCUUUCAUGUUGAAUGGAGCCAAAGUGAUAAUGGAAAAGUAA
Messenger RNA from Naegleria fowleri, 1938 nucleotides. RefSeq lists its product as uncharacterized. The record is from RefSeq and is a predicted model, not a curated record. Lineage: Eukaryota; Heterolobosea; Eutetramitea; Acrasida; Naegleriidae. Gene Ontology annotation, cellular component: mitochondrion. The transcript has a single exon. Gene Ontology annotation, biological process: mitochondrial seryl-tRNA aminoacylation. Gene Ontology annotation, molecular function: ATP binding; serine-tRNA ligase activity; tRNA binding. The coding region runs from base 1 to 1938 and encodes 645 amino acids.